This is a messenger RNA of Aegilops tauschii subsp. strangulata, 2303 nucleotides long. RefSeq names its product BTB/POZ domain-containing protein POB1. Lineage: Eukaryota; Viridiplantae; Streptophyta; Magnoliopsida; Poales; Poaceae. Gene Ontology annotation, biological process: response to red light. Gene Ontology annotation, cellular component: nucleus. The record is from RefSeq and is a predicted model, not a curated record. Gene Ontology annotation, molecular function: protein binding.
UUGACGAGGGCCUCAACUUCCCGGCAGUCCUCGAGGUCGUUCCUGGUGGAAAGAUCCACCGGGCACCACCUGCCGGUGCCGGUGCCCCCCUCGAAAGCGUUGGCUCCCCUCUUACGGUCCAGGACGUCGCGAAGGUCGUCGAUGCGGGCGGUCUCGGAGAGACUGGGCCCUGCCCGAUGCCCACCCGUUCCGCCAGACGCGGGGCUCCCUUGGGAAGCGCGGGCGCCCCCCGGUGUUGGGCGUUGGCGAGCAAUUUCCACCUGCCCCGCGAUUUCCUGGAUCCACGGGCGCAUGGGGGACGACUCCUCCAACGGCACCGGCGGGUGUGGGAGGAGGACGCACAUGGUCUGGAGCGCGGCCACCUUGGUGGCCUCGCCAGCGCCCGGCCGACGGCGCGCUGGUUGACGCUCGACGCGCAGGCACGGCUGGGGGGACGCUGAGCCCCCUGCCGCUAGAAGACUGGCUGAGCCGCAACUAUGUCCCAUGCCGAGUGGUUCCCAGCGUGCUGGCGGCGAAGGCCGCUGCCGCCGCUGUGCCUGCGAUCCACGGGAGGGCAUGGUUGAUGAUGAUGCAGCAAAUAUUUGGUCAAGCAUUUGGAUUUAGCUGUGGUGUUCAAACAUAUCAAUCCCCUGUCCCUGCAGAAGUAGGAUACAAUCAAUCCACUGCAGCUGAGACUAGCCACUGGACAAUGGGUGCGAAUCACGCGACUCAUAAAACUUGAAAAGAUGCUAUUCCAGCUGACAGUUCUACUACUUGAUGUCCUUAAAGGAAUUCUGAUAAUGGAGAGAUAGACUGUUUCUCAACCAUGGCAAGUACACCAAUUUUAACAGUGAAGACCCUUCAUAUCAAUUCAGCGAUUCUUGCUGCAAGAAGUCGUUUCUUUCUAAAGCUUUUCUCAAAUGGCAUGAAUGAAUCUGAUCAGACGCAUCCAAGAAUCAGGAUUGCUGAUUCAGAGGAAAAAGCCUUUAUGGAGCUUUUAAGCUUCAUGUACAGUGGAAAGUUGACAACAAUUGAGCCCACUCUUCUGCUCGACAUCUUAAUGGCUGCCGACAAAUUUGAGGUUCUUUCUUGCAUGAGGUACUGCAGUCAGUUGCUCAGAAGCCUGCCUAUGACCACAGAAUCUGCACUGCUAUACCUCGAUCAUCCAUGCUCCCUUUCAAUGGCUGCUGAAGUUCAGAGUGUGGUAGGUGCAGCCAAGGAAUUCCUUGCCGAGAAAUACAAGAUUUUAGACAAGUUUGAAGAAGUGAUGAACAUCUCUCUUUCUGGAAUCGAGGCGAUCUUUUCGAGCACUGACAUACAAGUAGCAUCUGAAGAUGCGGUAUAUAACUUCUUGCUCGAGUGGGCCCGUGCGCGAUACCUGGAACCGGAGGAAAGACGCGGGAUCUUGAGCAGCCGUUUGCUUCCGCUGGUACGCUUCAGUCAUAUGACAUGUGCCGCUCUUCAGGAGAUCCUAGCAUGCACUGAUGAUGAUAUAGACCGUGAGCAAGUAACCAAGCGCAUCAAUGAGGUCCUCCUCCACAAAGCUUACCCAACCCAGAUGGAAGGUGCUCUUGCAGCAGAUGUAUCAACUCUCGAUUGGCAAUCUGCUGAGCGAACUUACGGGUCCAAACAUGUGAAAGCGGUUGUGUUUGAUCGACCUUGCCCACAGGUUAUAGUUUACAUGGAUCUAACCCGCGACGAGUGCUCCCGAUUCUUCCCAUCAGGAGUUAUAUUGUCGGACUGGUUCCAUCUCGCAGGUCAGAAAUUCUAUCUCAUGGCAGACUGUGUACUGGAUGAGCAGACAGAGUUGUACAGCUUUGGCCUCUGGCUAGGGAUAUAUGGAAAUUCUGUUUCAGGCUCGUCGUGUUUCGAUGUUGAGUUUGCUGCAAGGACAAGAUCGUCAGGAAAAUUCUUGAGCAAGUACGUCGGUAGGCACACAUUCAGCGGGUCUUUGCUGGAGGGAUGUGAUGAUCUUUUUGGAGUUCCAUGGUCGACGUUCAUUGCGGACGACAGCCUCUUCAUCGACGGCGUGCUGCAUCUGAGAGUUGAUCUGACUGCGGUGGAGCAGCCUGAAUUACAGACCUGAUGGUAUUUCACUCAGCAAAGUUAGGGUGUGUCUUGAGCCCUGCAUGUGAUACUGUGAGCUGCUGCAGCAGCCAGGAAGUUUAAUCCCCGGGCAUUGUCCGGGGUAACCUGAAUCAUGUGUUAUUGUUGUUGAUCGGUUGCUACUGCAAGUCAGUAGUAACAUGUGUGUGUGUGUGCGCUGACUGCUGACUUUUGUAUGUUGGUAUCAUACUUUAGAAUUUCAUUUAUGCCUGUGCGAA